Equus caballus (horse) is the source of this 5733-nucleotide messenger RNA. RefSeq names its product polypeptide N-acetylgalactosaminyltransferase 8 (gene GALNT8). Gene Ontology annotation, molecular function: polypeptide N-acetylgalactosaminyltransferase activity. The record is from RefSeq and is a predicted model, not a curated record. Gene Ontology annotation, cellular component: Golgi apparatus. Lineage: Eukaryota; Metazoa; Chordata; Mammalia; Perissodactyla; Equidae. Gene Ontology annotation, biological process: protein O-linked glycosylation.
UCCAUGCAGCCGGCGGAGACCAGGCUCAGUUGAUUCUGAUCCUUAGCCUGCCUGGGUAGUGACACACUCAGCCCCUUGGGAGUGGCAGAGUCAGAGGCAGGGAUGACACGCAGGAGAAAUGUCUCCAAAGUCCUCUGCAUUGGGCUGACUCUGGCCAUUGCUGUCAAUCUUCUCCUGGUAUUUUAUACCAAGGGGACUUUACAAAAGGUAAUUCCAAGUAGUCUCCAAAGGGAGCUUUAUUUGCCUAAGUUUGAAUGGAACAAGGCGGUGAUCAAGAGACUCUCUCCCCUGGAAGUGGACUUGCAGCACCUGAAAGAAAUUAUGAAAUUGACUAUGAGGCAGCAAGAAGAUGUGGACAACACAAUGGAGUGGAUGGAAAAUGGAGAGCAUCCUGUUGAAAAGGUAGUGGAAACCAAGGCGAAUGACACAAAGAAGGACAAACCCAGAAAAGCACUCUUCCCACACUCACAGCUUUUCCAGCAGUGGGGCGAGGGUCUUUCUGAGGCCCAGCAGAAAAGGGCCCAGGACCUCUUCCAGAAGUUCGGUUACAACGUUUACCUCAGUGACCAGUUGCCCCUCGAUCGUGCCAUCCCAGACACACGGGACUCCAGAUGUCUUCAGAAGAGAUAUUCUUCACAACUGCCCUCCCUCAGUGUCAUUCUCAUAUUCAUGAAUGAAGCUCUGUCCGUUAUACAGCGGGCCAUCACUAGCAUUAUCAACCGGACCCCCUCUCGAUUGUUGAAGGAGAUCAUCUUGGUGGAUGAUUUUAGCUCAAAUGAAGAACUAAAGGCACACUUGGAUGACGAGAUUAAGCUUUACAACCAGAAGUAUCCAGGACUACUGAAAAUAAUACGGCAUACCGAGAGAAAAGGUCUGGCUCAAGCACGCAACACUGGCAGGGAAGUGGCCACAGCUGAUGUGGUCGCCAUCUUGGAUGCUCAUGUUGAAGUGAACGUUGGAUGGGCAGAGCCUAUCUUGGCUCGGAUUCAGGAAGACCGCACUGUGAUUGUGUCUCCUGUGUUUGACAACAUUCGUUUUGACACUUUUGAACUGGAUAAGUAUGCACUGGCAGUUGAUGGGUUUAACUGGGAAUUAUGGUGCCGCUAUGAUCCACUGCCAAACGCCUGGAUCGAUCUGCAUGACGUCACCGCUCCAGUGAAGAGUCCUUCCAUCAUGGGCAUCCUGGCUGCCAACAGGCUCUUCUUGGGAGAGAUUGGAUCUCUGGAUGGUGGGAUGCUGGUCUAUGGAGGAGAGAAUGUGGAACUUAGCCUGCGGGUGUGGCAGUGUGGAGGGAGAAUCGAGGUCUUGCCCUGCUCCCGGAUUGCUCACCUAGAGAGACAACACAAGCCGUAUGCCUUGGAUCUGAGUCCUGUCUUGAAGCGCAAUGCUCUGAGAGUGGCCGAAAUCUGGAUGGAUGAGUACAAAGACAUGGUCUACCUCGCCUGGAACAUACCUCUCCAGAAGUCUGGAAUCGAUUAUGGAGACAUUUCUUCCAGAAUGGCCCUCCGGGAGAAACUGAAAUGUCAAACUUUUGACUGGUAUCUGAAAAAUGUUUACCCAGUCCUGAAGCCCAUCCACAGCAUUGUGGGCUACGGAAGAAUGAAAAACCCAUUGGAUGAAAAUGUGUGCUUGGAUCAGGGACCUACUUCAGGCAACACGCCCAUCAUGUUUUACUGUCAUGAAUACAGUACACAGAAUGUCUACUACCACCUAACUGGGGAAUUCUAUGUGGGACCACUGAUGGCACAAGUAGGUGUUGAUGACCGCUGCCUGACAGACCCCGGCUAUGGGGAGGAGCCUGUGUUAAACCCGUGUUCCAAGGCAGCUGAAAAUAGACUGCACAUAUACUGGGAUUUUAAGCCGGGAAGAGCUGUCAUAAACAGAGCCACUAAACGAUGUCUGGAGAUGAAGCAGGACACCUCAGGCGUCUACGGGCUUGUGCUGCGGACCUGCACCACACAAGUGUGGACAAUACAGUACACUGUCCGACACUGGGGGUCAGACUAACAUCUGCGAUCCUCAGAGAGCCUGGAUUUGGGACACCAGUUCUUGCCACAGGAAUGGGCUCUGUUCUCAAUGCUGCUUAAAGUGGGAGAAGGUGAGAGAAAGAAAAGAUGCCUGUGUGUGUUUGCUGUGACUUCAGCCUGCAACACACAGGAUGUGGGGAGGUGAGGUCUGUGCCUGGUCAGGUCGUCCCCUCUGGGGAGGGGUCAGAUGCCUCACCCCCAGCUUCCCUUGGAGGGUCAUGGUAUACGUCAAAUGCCGUUCUUGGAAAUUCCUUGAAAUAAACGCCAUCAUCUUGCUGUUACGUGGGGAGAGAACUAGAAGGAUGGAAGUUUAUCUUUAACUUCUACCAACGCUGUUUAGUCUCAUUCCUGACAACUACCGUUGCCAUCUGCCCCACACCUCCUCCCCCAGCUCAUCUGCUCAGAGACUCUUCAGACUGCCUGGGGCUGCUCCACAGAAGAGGCUGGGUCAUCAGCAGCCCGGCAGCAUGACAACCAUUAGGAGGCACCAAUUCUCUGGCAGCGUGUUGCUGCUUCUACUUCCUCUUUUCUGGACUGUCUUGAAAGAAGCAGCAAUAGACAAGUAAUUUUAAAAAAUCCCUCCCUUCCUCCCGCCACAGCAAUUUUAUUUGGAUUACCCAAUCUCUCCCGAAGAGAUUCCAGAGGCCGAGGGUGGGAGAGAACGCACCUCUGCUGAUCGCAGCUCUGCACAGAGCUUAGAGAGUGGGAGGAAAGUCCAGAUGCGGCGGAAUCUUUCUCUAAGUAGCUUAUAACAUUUAAUAGACUUGAUUACCUAUUUCCUUCUGCUAUCCCUGCAAAUUAUGGAGAAAAUGAGGCUUGAAACGGAAGGGCAUCACUUACUGGGACACAAAGAAGGGAUUCUAGGCAAAAACUUAAAACCGCAGCCCUACCUGCUGUCCACUGGACAAGUCCUUUCCCCUAGCUGGUGAGUUGGGAAGACAUGUCUAGGGCUGCCAGUUUUCACAAGGUCACGGAGGUUGGUGGGUGUGGGCACUACGGCGGGAGAGGAGGAGGGAUGGCCCUGUGUGUGUGUGGUGGGCUCACCUUUCAAGUAUGUGCUCACAGGGCCCCUUCUCCAGAUGGCUACUUUUUCCUCUUAAUCUCACAUCAGGGCUACUUGGGUUUAAUUCUGGGAAUCGUUGGGGUUCCUUCAGGCAUCAGGCAGGCAAGACACUGAUAACUUAUCACAGAAUUAAGUUGCCUAAGAAUUUUUGAAAUAAGCAUUUAGGAGUGUACAAGUCAUAAGUAUACAGCUUGAUAAAAUCUUCACAGUGACCACAUCCGUAUCAAGAACUAAAACGUUACCACAGAUAAGAGUUUAUGAUGAAAAAAUUAAGGAACAGGAUAAAUGUUAAGCAGAUGUAUAACUAACUUCUAGCUUCUGCCUGGCAAAUUGAAGGGAAAAUGCGAUUCAUAGCAAAGUUUUUUAAAAAGCGUAUACUCAAUGGAAAAAUGGGCAAAAGACACAAUAUCCUUCAACAUAUGAAAAGAUAUUUAACCUCACUCAUAGAGAAAUGCAAAUUAAAAUUGUACAAAGAUCAUUUUUCCCAUAAACUGCUGAGAAUUAAAAAGUAUGCCAGCACAUUCUGCUGGCAAAGUUGUGGGAAACAGGCACUCUUGCACGUUGAUGGUGGGGAUGCAAACAGGUUGAAUCCUUCUGGAGGGAUUUUUGGCAAUAUCUAAAAAUACUAUAUGUACACUUUCUAUUCGUGCCGGUAAUUUCACCUCUAGGAAUUUAUACUUCCCCAAAAUAAGAAAAUACUAUGUACAAAGUAAUUAUUUGCAAUAUUGAUUGUAAUUGUAAGAUAUUGGAAACAAAGAGUACCCUCAGACAUCAGAGAAUGCCUGAAUGCAUCCACACAGUGGAGUACUACGCAGCUAUAAAAAAGAAUGAGGAGCAUUUCUUUGAACUGAUAGGGAGUGAUUUCCAGUGUGGAAAAAGGAAAACAGCAUCUAUGGUAUGUAACUUUUAGGUAAGAAAUGAGGGGAAAAUAUAUAUGUAUCUAUUCAUUUCUGCAAAAUGGCACAUAAGGAUAAACCAGAAACUAAUGAGAUUGGUUACCAAUAGAUGUUAGUGGUGAGGACUAGGGUACAAAGGAUUGGGGAUAGGAACAGGAUAGAAGUGAUGCAGCGGGACAUCUCUGAAAAUAUACAUUUUUUUCUGUAAUUUAAGCUUUUGGAACCAUGUCAUAUUUCACAUGCUCAACACGUAAAUACAGAAAACCAUCAAGGAUAGAGGGAAACUCAAAAUAGAGUCCAAACAAAAGCAAGUGACCUAACUAUAUUUCUCUGUUUUAGAUGAAUACACACUCACUCUGAGCACACUCAGCAUCCAGCAUUCAGACCUUGGUUUGUAAAUAUUUUCCAUUAAAAAGAAUUAGGGAUGCUUGGAGAAAGAGCUGAUUUUAAGGCUGAGGGGCUGGCACAUUUUUCUAUGCUGGAAAAUAAAGAACUGCUCAAAGAAUUAUAGCAUGUCAAAAACUACAGCAGCCAGGUUCAAAGGGCUCCCACUGGCCAAUUCUAGGACAAUUUAAACAUUAAAAUAAAUAAUGAUUUCAUUAUAUGCAUUAUAAGUCAUAAAAUAAAAUAAGAAUCUGUGAGUCCAUACCAAUAAAUGAAUUGAUGGAUAGAUGAGUGAAUAGACAGGUAGAGAGAAGGGAAAGCUCUUUUUCAUAGUAGAAUGCCAACUGAAAAAUGCAGGAAGAAUUAUGGAAUUAGAAAGUUAUUCAGCAUAUUCAACAUAGUUAAAAUUGUUUCAGGCAGGAAUCAUCAAUGGAUGUUAAAACUAAUGGCUGAUGCGAAACAGCGUGUACUCAUAGCAUCACAAUAACUCCCAGAAGAUAUUUAUUAACUACAAAGGGAAAAUGUAGUUUCAUGGUGGAGAAAACUGGCAGAUAACAUCCUAACCAGUGAUCAACAUUAACAUCACCAGUUACUGGGCAAUUGGACAUCACGUGCCUCCUGAUAUGACACACUGAGAAGAAUACAUCGUUUCUACGGUGUUCCUGCCCCAAAUACAGAACCUGAGUCUAUAAUCUCGAGGAAACAUCAAUUAAACCCAAAUUGAGGGGCACUCUUCGAAAUAGAAUGGUCUGUAUGCUUCAAGAAUGUCAAAGUCAUAAAAGACAAAGGAGUGACUGAGGAACUACCCCAGACUAAAGGAGACUGGAGACACGACAGCUAAGUGCAGUGGGUGAGCCCGGUUUGGAAUCUAGCCCUGAGGGGAAGUUUUUUUCCUUUGGUUAUUAAGGACAGCAGGGGACAACUGUAGAAGUUUAAAUAAGGUUUGUUGAUUAGGCAAUAGGACUGUAUCAAUGUUAUUUUUCUGAUUUUGAUCAUUGUAGUCUGGAUAUAUAAGAAUAUGAGAAUGUCCUUGAUUUUACAAAAUACACACUGGGUGGAUUGGGGGAUGGGACAUUAUCUCUGAGAUUAGAUAGAUAGGUAAGCAGAUAGAAAGAUAGGUAGAUAGAUGGACAGACAUGGACAGACAGAGCAGUGGAUGGUUGGAUGGACAGAUGGGCGAACAGAGACAGACGGAUGGAGCAGACAGGUGGAUGGAGCAGGAAGUGGUAAAACAAAUGUGGUGAAGUGACUCUGGCUGAAGGGUGAAGGGUAUACAAGGAUUCUCUGUACUGUGUUUGCAACUUUUCUGGAAGUCUGAGACUGUAUUAAAAUAAAAAGAUUUAAAACAAGAUCAAACAAAAAA